AUGAGAUCGACCUCCACACACUCCACCAGGCUGGCCAGCUCACCCUCACCCUUGUUGACCAUCACGUCUUACCCAAGCCUGACCACGGAGCAGAUGCUCAGAAAGGACCAGAAGACCAUCUACCGACAGGGCACCAAGGUGGCCAUCAGUGCCGUCUACAUGGAUUUGGAGGUCUUCCUGCAGCGGCUGGACCUCCUGGAAGAUCUCAGUGCUUUCUGCCAUGAUCACAGCUACGAUGCCCUGAUCGCCAUGACUAUCUUUUUCAACACUCAAAAUGAGCCAGUACGGCAGUUAGCUGUUUUCUGUCCCCACUCGGCACUUCGAAUGACAAUCUGUGGAGUCCUGGAACAGUCCACCUCCCCACCCCUGAAGCUGACCCCUAUCCCAAGCAUCUCUCCAGACCUCCAAGCCUAUCUUCAAGGCAACACCCAGGUCUCUCGGAAGAAAUUUCUGCCUGUGCUCCAGGAAGCCCUGUCAGCAUAUUUUGACUCAACGAAGAUGCCUUCAGGGCAGCCUGGGGUAGUGGGUAUGUCCAGGGAGCAGGAGGACAAGGAAUUGGACAAGGCAAGUAACUCCCUGAUUUCUGGACUGAGUCAAGACGAAGAGGACCCGCCGCUGCCCCCCACGCCCAUGAACAGCUUGGUGGAUGAGUGCCCUCUGGACCAGGGGCUGCCGAAGCUCUCAGCCGAGGCUGUCUUCGAGAAGUGCAGUCAGAUCUCACUGUCCCAGUGUACCAGAGCCUGCCCAUCAAAUAAGUGACCGAGGGAAGCGGGGCGGGGAGGUGUAGAGGGCUGCUUGCCCACCUCAAAUGCAUGUUUUGAGACGUUCGUCAUUUCACAGCCUGUCCAUUGCUCCAGGAUCUAGUGUACUGUUCUCAUCAAACUGGGAGGGAAAGAAAGCAGCUGCUGUAAGAAUCGGCUUUCUGCCUCUCCUGUCCGGUCUCGACCAGUCAGACAAGUUUUAUUUAAUUUUAUUAUUUAAUCUGCUUUGAUUUUUCCUCUCUUUUCGAUGGGCACGAUGUGAUAUGAUCACUGUCCUAUCAGAGCAGGACUAAAGGAAUGUAGACCCCAUCUAAGCAUCUUUAGAAGGAUCGUGAGCAGAGCCAGUAUCUGUCAUGAAUCCAAUUAACUACUUGUCUCCAUGAAUUCACCAUUUCAUUUUUUUAAAGUUCUUUUUGAGACAGAGACCCAUGUAGCCCAGGCUGGCCUUGAACUCUGUAUGUGUCUGAGGCUAGUCUUGAACUCCUAAUCCUCCUGAGUGCUGAAAUUGUAGUCACGUAUUACCAUACCUGGCUAGUCUCUUGUCUUGAACAUAUGGCUGGAUUUCCUUUCUUGGCUCCUUCUGUCCCAGAAUCACAGGAAGCCCAAAGAGACCCUGGGGAUCUGAGGUUCUUGGGGUCACUUAGCACCCAGGGCAGCUACAGUACCUCAUAGGUACUUUUUGCCAAGAGGGCAGAACUUGAUUGGGCCUUAGUGGGUCUGGCAGGUUCUUGUCUAUCUUUUUCUGGUUUUGCUCACAUUAAAGAAAGCAUAGUGUCUUCUGGUGAGACAUUUCACUGUCCUGGUCUCAUUUUCCCCAUGUAGAUGAGGGUUAGGAGUAGAUGUUCCCUGGUAUUCUGUGACCUGCCUCUCCCUGUCUUCCUUUCCCUCCUCUGCUUCUUUGUGUUUUUCCUUUGUCUCCCCUGGGAGUGCUCAGGGUCACUGGAUUGUGUGUGUUUAUGUGGGAUUGUACCAAGGGACUUAGCCUCAUGUAGCAUGUACAGGGAUAUGUUGUGACCCAGCAGCGAACUCUCCCAGUGACUUGUCUGCAUGUGUAGUCUCUCCCUAACCCCUUUUGUUCAAACCAGCCUCCUUCCCCUCUUCUUACCCCAUAUAAGUUGCAAACAAUAUUGACGAACUGUAGGGUGUGUGGUGGUUUGGGGCAGUCUGACUUCAUUUGGGGUAGGACGUCUGUAGCCAUUGGGAACGUGAAAUAUUGGUGCCAUCACUGAACCAAAGGGAUUAUGUCCUGUGCCUUUGGUACUUGGUUUUGCAUUUUUGUUUUGUAUUAAAUACUUUCUUCCAGUUUGAA
Molecule: messenger RNA, 2070 nt
Organism: Peromyscus leucopus (white-footed mouse)
Lineage: Eukaryota; Metazoa; Chordata; Mammalia; Rodentia; Cricetidae
Gene: Prune1
Product: prune exopolyphosphatase 1
Exons: 4
Coding region: 1-759 (252 amino acids)
Cellular component (GO): cytoplasm
Molecular function (GO): exopolyphosphatase activity
Source: RefSeq, a predicted model, not a curated record